Messenger RNA from Eptesicus fuscus (big brown bat), 717 nucleotides. RefSeq names its product galectin 2 (gene LGALS2). The record is from RefSeq and is a predicted model, not a curated record. Gene Ontology annotation, molecular function: carbohydrate binding. NCBI's taxonomy places the organism in Eukaryota, Metazoa, Chordata, Mammalia, Chiroptera, Vespertilionidae.
AUGGGGCUCCUGGAGGAGGCAGGAGGCUGGGCUGGAGGGAACCUGGAGGAUGCUCUGGGCUGGGGGGCUGGGCCCGACCUGGGACCCUUCAGUCAGCAGGCCAACGCUCUAUCCACUGAGCCAAACCAGCUAGACUUUGUGAUUAAUCUGGGCCAGGGGACAGAGAAGCCAGACCUCCAUUUCAACCCCAUUGUCUGCAACUCGCUGGAGGGCUACAACUGGGGGCAGGAGCAAGGGCAGGAGCAAUGGGAAGAUCACCUGUGCUUCAGCCCAGGGUCAGAGGUCAAGUUCACCGUGACCUUUGAGAGUGACAAGUUCAAGGUGAAGCUGCCCGACAGGCACCAGCUGACCUUUCCCAACAGGCUGGGCCACAGCCACCUGAGCUCCCGGAGAGCGCUGGGUGGGUUCAACAUCUCCUCCUCCAACGGGAAUGACAGAGCCCUCGCACCGACUUCCUAUGCUGAGCUUCUUCCCCGUCACACGGGACCAGCAGCCCCCGGUCCUGGCUCCCCGCCUGCAGUCCCUGCCCCUCUGACCCCUUUCCUCCCCAAGGCUAAGGCCAAAUUAGGAAUCCACCUUUGUCCAGCUGGUGUGGCUCAGUGGUAUGAACCAGGAGGUCACUGGUUCAGGGCACAUGCCCCAGCUGCAGGCUCAAUCCCCAGAAGGGGGCGUGCAAGAGGCAAGGACAGCUUCCCCAGCACAAAGGCCGCACUGUGA